GUUAGGGAUUAGAUCGGGUCGGUUAUCUUACCCACCCAUUUUAAGAGAGCGUUUGUUUUUUCCCUUAGGAAAAAUCAAGAGAUAAUUAUCAUUCAGAUUCUAUUCACCUCUGAUUUCAACUUGAUGAAAUGUUAUGCAGUUGAUUCGGGGUCACAAGGUAUCCUCAACUAUCGUUGUUCUGAAUUUUUUUAAUUUUGAUCUUGAAAGAGAUAGAUAAGGAGCCACUAUAAAGUUGUGAGGACUCAUUUCCUGCUGAAAUAAUGGCAUCUCUAUCUCAGAUUCCAUCUAUAAUGUGUACGAUUACUCUCUCACAAACCAGUUGUAGGAAAUUGAACUUGCGGAAAACCUUUGACCAUAGAUUCACAUUCCUCCGAAGGACUGUUUGCUGCACGAAAUCUUCUCCUUGGGAACCUUCACCUGUCACAUAUGCCCUUACUGAUGGCACUGCAGAUGAAUUUCUAAAGGAAACUCCUAAUAUAUUUCAAAAACUGAAUUCCAACAAAACCAUUGAAGCUUCAUUGCCCAUCACAGAGGAGCUUGCGGAUGAAAAUAAACAGUCAACCUCACAACUUCAGUACCUCAGAUGGCCCCUAUGGCUUUUAGGUCCUCUACUUCUCCUUGUCACAGGAAUAGUCCCCACCUUGUGGCUACCAAUAUCUUCGAUUUUCCUUGGGCCCAACAUAGCCAGCCUCCUUUCCUUGACUGGGCUAGACUGCAUAUUCAAUCUUGGUGCAUCGUUGUUUCUCCUCAUGGCUGAUUCUUGUGCCCGUCCAGAAACAUCAACUCGAUCUUGUAUCAGUCAGGCGCCAUUAAGUUACCGUUACUGGAAUAUUAUCGCUAGUGUAGCAGGCUACAUCAUUCCAUUGUCUUUGAUCUUCUGCUCCCAAAGUGGAUUACUCCAGCCUCAACUCUCUUUCAUCUCGUACGCAGUUCUAUUGGGUCCUUACCUUCUGCUAUUAACAGUACAAAUACUGACAGAGAUGCUUACAUGGCAUUGGCAGUCACCAGUUUGGCUUGUCACCCCGGUUGUAUAUGAAACUUAUCGUGUGUUGCAGCUAAUGAGAGGGUUGAAGCUCGGUGCUGAGCUUGGAUCGCCAGGAUGGAUGAUGCAUGCUCUCCGAGGGCUGGUCUGCUGGUGGGUGGUGGUCCUUGGUAUGCAGCUCAUGAGGGUUGCCUGGUAUGCAGGUUUCACAGCUACUACUCAGCAAAAACUGUCCACUACUGCUGUCAGUGAAGAAUCUUACUUAGUUGUGUAAAAUGUAAAUCGUGGAUAUGCACAUCUGCCCAUAUAUAACUGCCAGCUUAAAGCAAUUUGUAUGCCAGCCUAGAACAAUAUGUAUAUAAUGCAUUAUAUUUAACGGUUUGUCUACUGUGUGCUCAUGGGCACACGCCUAGCACUAAAUUUUAUGCAUUGAACUCAUUUUGAUUGGUGUAA
Daucus carota subsp. sativus is the source of this 1435-nucleotide messenger RNA. RefSeq lists its product as uncharacterized. The record is from RefSeq and is a predicted model, not a curated record. NCBI's taxonomy places the organism in Eukaryota, Viridiplantae, Streptophyta, Magnoliopsida, Apiales, Apiaceae. The transcript is spliced from 2 exons. Bases 261 to 1256 code for a protein of 331 amino acids.